This is a messenger RNA of Rhodotorula toruloides NP11, 3246 nucleotides long. RefSeq lists its product as uncharacterized. Lineage: Eukaryota; Fungi; Basidiomycota; Microbotryomycetes; Sporidiobolales; Sporidiobolaceae. The record is from RefSeq and is a predicted model, not a curated record. The transcript is spliced from 10 exons. The coding region runs from base 1 to 3246 and encodes 1081 amino acids.
AUGCUCCGCUCUUUCCUCCUUCCACUCCUUUGCGCCUGCCUUCUGGCGGCUUCUACUGCCAAUGCGGCAGUCUUCAACUGUGUCGGCGGUUCAGUCUACAUCACAGCCCACGCCGACGACGACCUUCUCUUCCAGAGCCCGACGGUCCUGCAGGAUGUCCAGGCGAAGAACUGCGUGACCAACAUCAUCCUCACUGCCGGCGACAACGGCGGCGGGCUCGCCUACGCUCAGAGCCGCGAGCAAGGCAAUCAGGCGGCGUAUGCGUACAUGGCCAGCGCGAACAACACGUACACCGAGUUCAAGGCCGUCUUCGGCGGCCAGUCGGUGCUCGUCCGCACGCUCAAAGCCAAGCCUAACGUCCAGAAGGUCUUCUUCCGACUUCCCGACGGCAACCUCGCUGGACAAGGUUACGCCGUCACGGGCUACCAGUCGCUCCGCUCGCUCUACUUCGGCACCAUCCCGUCCAUCUCGUCCAUCUCGGGCGACGCCACCUACACCCUCGCUACGCUCAAGCAGGCCAUCGGCCAGAUCCUCACCGCUCGCAAGCCCGUCAACAUUCGCACGCAGGACUACCUGAGCGCGUAUGACGGCGGCGACCACGCCGACCACUUGACGACCGCUCGCUUGGUCAAGGAAAUUGCCGCGACGUACGCGUCCUCGGCUAGCCUGUCGGGCUUCAUGGGCUACCCGAUCCAGAACCUCGCGCCGACUCUCUCGAUGAACUCGACCCUCUUUAAUCAAAAGUCGACCGCCUUCUUCACCUACACGCCCUACGACCCCGAGGAGUGCCAGUCGCUCAGUGCCUGCUCGAACCGCGGCGAGUACUCCUGGCUCCAGCGGUCUUACGUCGUCACCUCCGCCCUUGCGACGACUUCGAACGACGGCGCGGCUCUCGCCCCGGCAACUGUUCCGAACGGCACCGACAUCGCACUUCAGGCUGUUGCGACCGCCAGCUCGGUCGCGCCUGGCUCGUCGGCCGGCGCCGUGAAUGACGGCGUCUUUGGCGGCUACCCGGGCAAUGAGACGGCGGAGUGGUCGUCGAACGGCGAGAAGGCCGGUGCAUGGGUGCGCUUGACUUGGAAGACGCCGGUCGUUGUCAAUGCGGUGGUGCUCUACGACAGGCCCAACACCGACGACUGGCUCACCGCCGGCACGCUCACCUUCGACGACGGCAGCGUCGUCUCCUUCACCAACCCGAUCAACGACGGGACAGCUUCGAAGAUCGCUCUUCCGAAGACCAACUACACGACCUCUUCGCUUCUGCUCACGGUCACGGCUACGAGCGCGAGCACCGUAAACAUCGGCUUGUCGGAGCUGCAGGUCUUCGGCACCGUUUGCCCGACUUGCGUCGUCGCGUCCCCCUCAUCCACCGUCUCAACGGCUAGCUCAGCAGCUUCCUCGCCAUCCUCCACGGUGUCGACGUCCUCUGCCGCUCCCACAUCUUCCGCCGCCCCGGUCAUCUCGGGCGACCUCGCGCUGAACGCGACCGCUGGCGCCUCGAGCUGGAACGACCAGACAACCCAAACUCCGGACAAGGCGAUUGACGGCGUUGUUGGCGGGUACACCGCUGCCGGCGGAGACUACACGAAGGAGUGGGCCACACUCGGCGAAGGCGUCGGCGCUUAUCUGACCCUCACCUGGAACGCCCCGAUUGUCGCGAAUCGCAUCGUUCUCAACGAUCGUCCAAACCUGAACGACCAGAUUCUCGGUGGCAAGCUCAACUUCAGUGACGGCUCGACGCUCGUGACAGGCGUCUUGAACAACGACGGCUCGGACACAACGCUCGAGUUCCCGGCAAAAACGUUCAGUUCGCUCUGGUUCACGGUUACGUCCGUCUCGAAUACGACUCUCAACAUCGGCUUAAGCGAGUUCCAGGUCUACUACGUCUCAACCGCUGCGCCCAGCAGCAGCGCAAGCGCUUCCUCAACUCAGACUUUGACUUCUUCCGCCGUCACCACGGCGUCCGCAAGCUCGUCCACGUCGAGCGCAUCUUCGGCCACCUCGUCCGCGACCAGCGCCACCUCGUCUGCGCCUGCCGCAACCUCCAGUACGCCCUCGGCGACCUCGCUCGACCUCGCGCUCAACGCUACGGCCGGUGCAUCAAGCUGGAACGACGCAACGACGCAAACUCCGGCAAAGGCCAUUGACGGGGUCAUCGGCGGCUACACGGCUGCUGGAGGAGACUACACGAAGGAGUGGGCGACAAACGGACAAGGCGCAGGCGCCUACUUCACCCUCUCUUGGCCGACUAGCAUUACUGCGAACCGGAUCGUCUUGUACGACCGGCCCAACCCCAACGACCAGAUCCUCUCCGGCUCGAUCGCCUUCAGCGAUGGCUCGACGCUCGCUAUUGGUGCGCUCAACAAUGACGGAUCGGCUGCUACGUUCGACUUUGGCGACAAGUCCUUUAGCUCGCUCAACUUCAGCAUCACGUCCGUGUCGAGCACGACCGUCAACAUCGGCUUAAGCGAGUUCCAGGUCUACUACGCUUCUGGCUCCUCAGCUGCGCCGAGUAUUGCAGCGUCUACGCCCGCGGCGACAACCGCUGCGUCGAGCACAACGUCUGCUUCGGCAACGACGUCUGCAAGCCCGACCCCUUCGCCCGCAACCUCGGCUGCAGCUUCGUCGACUUCGACCCGCACCACGAUCGUUUUCUCCUCGACUCCGACCGCAUCCUCGAGCGCACCUAGCUCGACAAGCCCGUCGGCGAGCCCGACUUCGAGUUCUGCGCCGGCACCCAGCUCGACCAGCUCAUCGGCGAGCCCGACUUCGAGUUCUGCGCCGGCACCCAGCUCGACCCUCUCCAUCUCCGGCUCGCCCGACCUCGCGCUCAACGCCAUCGCGAGUGCCUCUAGCUGGAGCGCCGCAAAUUCGCAGACUCCCGACAAGGCGAUCGACGGCGUGAUUUCGGGUUACAAGGAAGACGGCACGGGAGAUUACACGAAGGAAUGGGCGACGAACGGCGAGGCUGUCGGCGCCUGGUUGUCGUUAACCUGGUCGAGCCCGGUCACGAUCAACCGACUCGUCUUGAACGACCGCCCGAACCUCAACGACCAUAUCCUCGGCGGCGUCGUCUCCUUCAGCGACGGCUCGAACGUGACCGUCUCGGCGCUCAACAACGACGGAUCCGACACGACCUUCAACAUCGCGCAACGAACGAUCUCGUCGCUCAAGCUGACCGUCACGAACGCCAGCUCGACAACGCUGAAUAUCGGUCUCAGCGAGUUCCGAGCGUACUUGAUCUAG